AAUAAGCAAGUGAUUUCAGUGUCACGUUUUGUGUUGUUCUUUGCAGUUCCUGUCAACAUUGUCACCGGCAGCACAAGACCAGGCUCCCAGAACCAGGAUUCAGAGGAAGUCCUCUAUGACAGCCAGCUAGACCUGCGAGAGAUAGUAUUUGUGAUCCAGAGCCAGAGUAACUCAUUCCACAUGAGUUGGGCGGAGAGACAGCGAGCAGACCUGUUACAACAGACUCAGAGCCUCACACAGACACCCCCUCCAGUCCUGCUCCUCCACAGUCUGACAGACAAUGAGGGAGACUGGAGCAUCCUUCCUCUGCUGCCUUACCUCUCCUCGUUGUUUGGGAAGAACUCAUCCUGGUUGGUGUUUCUGGAAGAGGAAACUAACGUCAAGGUGACCAAGCUGCUCCAGGCCCUCAGGAAGUUUGACAGGAGAAAAGAGUGGUUCCUGGGUAAACCUCUCCAUGACGAGGAGUCGACCAUCAUCCACCACUACGCCUUUGCAGAGAACCCCUCCAUCUUUAAAUACCCAGACUUCUCUGCUGCCUGGGCCCUUAGCAUCCCCCUGCUUGACAGGCUCGCAAACAAAGUGAGAGAUGAUCCACUCAAGUCUGACUUCACUAUCGAUCUGAAGCAUGAGGUAGCUCUGUAUAUCUGGGAGAAUGGCCACGGGCCUCGUCUGACGGCAGUCCCAGAGCUAUGUACUGAGCCAGAACACUCUCCCACUGCCCAACACUGUGCUACCACCCUCAGGAGACCUGCUCCCCUGUGUGGGGAGCCUGUAAAGAAGGAAGACAUCUUUGUUGCUGUGAAAACUUGCAAGAAGUUUCAUAGUGAGAGAGUCCCAGUGGUGAAGAAGACGUGGGAGAGAGAGGCAUCUCUGUUGGAGUAUUACAGUGACCACACUGACCCCUCCAUACCUACCAUUGACCUAGGAGUCCCCAACACAGAGAGAGGUCAUUGUGGGAAGACGUUUGCCAUCUUGGAGAGGUAUAUCAGCGAUGCGGUGCCAAAGACGAGCUGGCUGCUGGUGGUGGAUGAUGACACACUCAUCAGCCUGCCCAGACUGCAGAUGCUGUUGAGCUGUUACAACCCCUCUGAACCGGUGUGUCUAGGAGAGAGGUACGGCUACGGGCUGGGCCAGGGAGGCUACAGCUACAUCACCGGAGGAGGGGGGAUGGUGUUCAGUAGGGCCGCGGUGGUGAGGCUCCUGGCCAGUGACUGCAAGUGUUACCGUGAUGACGCCCCUGAUGACAUGGUGCUGGGGAUGUGUCUCAACGCUCUGGGGCUCCCUGUCACACAUAGCUCCCUCUUCCACCAGGCACGACCUGAAGACUACUCCAGAGACUUCCUAGCCCACCAGGUGCCCAUCUCUUUCCACAAACACUGGAACAUCGACCCCGUCGCCGUCUUCAACAGGUGGCUAAAGGAUGAGUCGGUGUCAACAAGCCCACACGGACUAAACAAGAGCACCAAGGAAGAGUUAUAGUCACUCAGACACUGUGUGCGUGUGUGUGGAGUCAUGGACAAACAUAUUGUCAGCAUGUUUCCUCCAUCGGUGUAAAUGUUUUCUAUAUUGUGAAUCUUGCGGAGAUAUCAUUUGGAAGGUUCAUGCAAGCCUGUCCCUGACUGUGUACAUGGGAACUUAUUCAUGACUGAGUCCAGAAUUCAAUCCAAGGCGCGUUAGAGCAGCGCAAUAUAAUGGACUUUCAAAGGUAAAUGAUGCUUGAGUCGACAUGUUAGCAUUGACCAUGAAUGCGAUCUCGGCGAACACGUCUUUGGAAGACCUAUUGUCGGCUGUCUUAAUGCUCAGCUAUACGUAUUGAAUCCCGGCCACAGUUUCAAUUGAUUUGCAUGUUGAGGUUGUCAGUGUGUGUUCAGAUCUUGUCUGUGUAUAUUUAUAUGAUAUAAUCUAUUCCUUGCCAAGUUGAACAAUGAAAAAGUUUUUUUUUUCUCAAGGACAUAUCUCAACAUUAUUACUACAUGCUGUACAAUGUGUACUAUUUUGAUAUCAAAGUGUUAUUACUUAAAAAUAUAUGUUUGCGCUGUCUUAUUGGAGUUUUAUUUCUGGCAUUUGGUUUCAGGAUUAAUUAAUGACUAUUAAUUGUGAAUGUAAAUAAUAGGUGCUAUGAAAACGUGUGUGUGUUUUCAUUGCCCCUAUUAUCACACACACCAAAUACUGUUGAAUGCAAUUUCAAAUAGAAGCUAUGAGAAAUGA
Messenger RNA from Oncorhynchus nerka (sockeye salmon), 2208 nucleotides. It is a transcript of the gene b3glcta, whose product is annotated as beta 3-glucosyltransferase a. Lineage: Eukaryota; Metazoa; Chordata; Actinopteri; Salmoniformes; Salmonidae. Gene Ontology annotation, molecular function: acetylglucosaminyltransferase activity. Gene Ontology annotation, cellular component: membrane. The transcript has 14 exons. The record is from RefSeq and is a predicted model, not a curated record. The annotation marks the transcript as partial.